This is a messenger RNA of Tachysurus vachellii, 1674 nucleotides long. RefSeq names its product galectin-9-like. The transcript has 8 exons. Gene Ontology annotation, cellular component: nucleus; cytosol. Bases 118 to 1131 code for a protein of 337 amino acids. Gene Ontology annotation, biological process: negative regulation of CD4-positive, alpha-beta T cell proliferation; positive regulation of gene expression; negative regulation of type II interferon production. Lineage: Eukaryota; Metazoa; Chordata; Actinopteri; Siluriformes; Bagridae. Gene Ontology annotation, molecular function: carbohydrate binding; galactoside binding. The record is from RefSeq and is a predicted model, not a curated record.
GUCAGUAACAAUACUAGAUAAUACCAGUGAUAAUAUUUCCUUUUCCAGGUAAACAAAACUUACACCUGAAACCGAAACUAAACUGCAGUCUCCUACACAAGGUGAUAGGACAUUAACAUGGCCACCCAGCAGCCUUACCUGUGCAAGAUCGUCCCGUUUACAGGCCACAUCCAAGGAGGUCUGUUUGAAGGAAAGACGGUCACUGUGACAGGACGAGUUCUGGCAGGAGCAGAGAGGUUUGUUGUGAAUCUGCAAUGUGGCACUAACAAAUCCAGUGAUAUCGCCCUUCACUUCAACCCACGCUACGUGGGUAACUCGGGUCACGUGGUGUGUAACACACUGCAGAAUUCCUGCUGGGGUUCAGAGCAAAAGACCAAAAACACCCCACUUCCCAGAGGCUCUGACUUCACCCUCAGCUUCCUGGUCAACCGAGACUCCUAUUCGGUGAUCGUGAACGGAGCCCACUUCCUGGAGUACCUGCACCGCCUCCCUGUCUCCUGUGUGAACGCCAUCUCAGUGGACGGAGGUAUAGAACUCGUGUCCAUCGCUUUCCAGAACCCGAACUUUCCCAUCAACCAGAGAGGAUUUCUGACGCAUCAAGUGGUGCAGAAGGUCGGAAGCUCAGUGACCCGUGGAUCAGGUAGGAAUAGACAGAGACAUCAGCAGUACGAGAGCCCGGUCCAGGCGGCUGCUAGUUGGUUUGUCGCUGCACCGCCGCCAUACAGCGCACCUACUUACGUUUUACCGUAUAAAGCUAUUAUUCAGGGUGGAUUUUACCCGGGCAGAGUCUUCACCGUACAGGGCUGUGUCAACCACGACACUGACAAGUUCAGCAUCAACCUGCGUCAUAACUCCGGCAUUGCUCUCCACUUCAACCCGCGUUUCACCGAGAACGCAGUGGUGCGUAACAGCCUUCUGAAUGAGUGCUGGGGAAAUGAGGAGAAGAGCGGCGGCAUGCCCUUCUACAGAGGCCAGCAGUUUACGGUGAGCGUCACGUGCGACACUCAGUGCUACAGGAUCGCCGUGAACGGCGUCCAGAUGUUCACCUACAACCACCGUUACUUCCUGUUUCAGCAGAUCGACAUCCUGGACAUUGAGGGAAACAUCAGUCUGAGUUCUGUUGUAGUUUAAGGGCUGGUUUUGACGUUCGAAGCUUUAAGCUAUAAAACUGUAAAACCAGUUCAAACCAGAAUAAUGCUUCAAACGAGUCUUUUAUGUAAAAAUCAUUUGUUUUACACACACACACAUUUACAUUUACAGCAUUUAGCAGACACGCUUAUCCAGAGUGACUUACAACUGAGCAACUGAGGGUUAAGGGCCUUGCUCAGGGGCCCAGCAGUGUCAGCUUGGUGGACCUGGGGUUUAAACCCAUGACCUUCCGAUCAGUAGCCCAACACCUUAACCACUGAGCUACCACAUCACGCACGCACGCACGCACGCACGCACGCACGCACGCACGCACGCACGCACGCACGCACGCACGCACGCACGCACGCACGCACGCACGCACGCACACACACACACACACACACACACACACACACACACACACACACACACACACACACACACACACACACACACACACACAGGGUGUUUUUAGGAGGUCUUUAGCUACGUUUAUAUGUAUUUAGAAUGUGUGUUUGCAAAUAAACGAGUCAAAAAAAUUCUAAA